UCCAAUGGAUAACAAAAAUGGCGAAAUAAUUGUAUCGAUUCAAUCCCAAGUGUUUGAUGGGUUUUGUGGCAACAAUGUUGGGACUUUUGUAUUAAGAAGAAGAGGACAUAUACCUAAAAUUUUAAACACAGUUCAAUACUACUCCAAAUACAAACAUAUAGGUGCUGAAAUAUCAAAUGAUACUUUAAAAAAUAUAAUAAAUGAAUUCUGCAAAGAUAUUUUAUUCGCCGACAAUAGUAGUAAUACCAACAAUCAUACUACAACAGUUAUUACUGCCACCUCUACAACUAAUACUAAUCAAAUAUCAUUUUUAACAGGAUAUAUGAAAACAUAUGAUUGUGUUGAUAUUGUUAUGAAUGCUAUUGUAGAAUUAAAAAAAAAAAAAAAAAUAGAAAACAUAAUCACGAAUAAUGAAAAUAUAGAAAAAAUACAAAAUAAAGAAAAAGAACAAGUUGAGCUUUUAAUUGAGAAUAUAAUAAAUUUAAACUACUUCUGGAUAUGUGACCCAGUAAUGGGUGACAAUGGAAGAGUAUACGUAGAUAGCGAUGUCGUAAAAGCAUAUACAAAAGCCACUACUUAUGCUGAUAUAAUCACACCUAACCAAUUUGAAUUAGAACUACUAUCAAAUACUAAAAUAAAUAAUGAAAAAGAUGUUAUAAAAUCAAUUGAUCAAUUAUUAAAUAAUGGAUCUAAAAUUAUAAUAGUAACAUCUGUCCGUUAUUCUUUUGAUGCUUCAAAUUUAUAUUUAUAUGUUGGAUUUUAUAAUAAUAAUAAAAAACUCAUUUGUUUUAAAUUUAAAAUUCCACGCUGUGAUAUUGACAUAUGUGGUACUGGUGAUUUGUUUACUUCGUUAUUGCUAUCUUUUAUACUCAAACAAAAAGGAAAUAUUUUGAAAAUAAUUUCAAAGGUUUUGAAUAUAAUGCAACAUGUCAUAAAAAAUAGUGUUGGUUCUAUGGAUUUGCGUAUAAUAGAAAAUCAAGAUAUAAUUGCUACUGAUGGACUAAUUGGGGAUUUAAUUAAGGAGGAACUCGUUUCUAUAUAAAAUGCUUAUUUUUUUUUUUUUUUUUUUUU
Molecule: messenger RNA, 1071 nt
Organism: Piliocolobus tephrosceles (Ugandan red Colobus)
Lineage: Eukaryota; Metazoa; Chordata; Mammalia; Primates; Cercopithecidae
Product: pyridoxal kinase-like
Exons: 3
Coding region: 5-1042 (345 amino acids)
Biological process (GO): pyridoxal 5'-phosphate salvage
Cellular component (GO): cytosol
Molecular function (GO): pyridoxal kinase activity
Source: RefSeq, a predicted model, not a curated record